This is a messenger RNA of Naegleria gruberi, 1539 nucleotides long. Its product is annotated as TPR domain-containing protein. Bases 1 to 1539 code for a protein of 512 amino acids. NCBI's taxonomy places the organism in Eukaryota, Heterolobosea, Eutetramitea, Acrasida, Naegleriidae. The transcript has a single exon. Gene Ontology annotation, molecular function: protein binding. The record is from RefSeq and is a predicted model, not a curated record.
AUGUGUGGAGGAGCCUAUGCACCCCCUUUAUUCCUUUUACCAGUGAUCUUUUUGAUUAAAGGCGUUCAAGAAAUUGGCAGUGGAAUCAAGGCAAUGGAUGAAGCAAUCAAGGCUAAUAAUUUAAAGAUGUUCGACCUCUUCAAGAGGAAGAAGCAACAAAUUGAUCAAGCAGCCUCUAAUCAAGUUGAGAAGCGAUCGACAAUAUCCAUCACAGAAAUUAAAAAACAAUCGGAAGGUAUGAGUGAUGACGAUAAGGAUAAGUUGGCCACAUUGUUGGUUCAACGAUGUGUUGCUAGAUUGGAAGGGAAUGACUUUGAUUUGGCAAAAGAGGAUUUACACGAAGCUCUCUCAUUGAUGAAUGUUGUUAAUAAUGGUGACUCCAAGUUCUAUUUACUUGAAUAUUUACUUGGAAUUUGUUGUUAUGGAAAUGGAGAAUAUAAGGAAGCUGCUAAUUAUUUCCAAAAAUCAAUUGAUCACAGAAUUUCUCUUGAAACUGAAUUGGUUGAAAAUCAAAAUGCUGAACAAUCAUUGCUAGAUUUAGAAGAGAAAUUCUUUUCAAUGCAAUUGGAAGCCAAGAAACCAAUUGAGAAAAUUGCUGCUUCCUGGUCGAGAAAUUGGUCCUACUAUUCCACUAGUGUAACCAAUUUUACAAAUCAAGCAAAGAAUUAUUACAAUCACAGCUUGAUGCUUGGUACUGAUAAGCCAGUACUCAAGACUAAACCAAAUACAUACAUUACAUUGGAAUUAUUGUACAUUAGAGCUGGCGUAGCUUAUUACUCUGGCACUUACUAUCUGGAUGCAAUUCCAUACUUUAAUCAAGCUAUUGAAUUGGGAGAAAGUUAUCAUUCUGAAUAUGUUGAAUCUUCCUAUUACAAUAGAGGAUUAUGCUAUUAUUAUUUAGGAGAGUUACAACUUGCUAUCAAUGACUUUACCAAGUCUAUUUCUUUGAUGCCUCUCCUCAAGCAAAGAGAUAUAGUAUACACAAUGAGAGCUGUUUCCUAUGGACGAUUGGGAUUGGAGACUGAAAAGAAGAGCGAUGAACAUAAGGCAAAACUCCUCAAUCCAUUUGCUAAACCAUUACCAUUAUUCCAUCUUAGAUUAUUGAAUGAGGAUGCGUUAUCUCACAUCAUGUCCUUCCUUCAAACCAAGCAAUUAUUGGUUGUAUCUUCACUUAACAAGUAUACAAGAAUGUUUAUCAAGAAAUACUUACAGGAGAAUGAUAUUCAUAUUAGUUGUGCUUCCUUGAUCACAACAGAUAAGAAAGCUAUUACAUCUCUUGUUAAGAAUUUAUUCCUUCCAAAAGAAGAAACCCCUAACAAGAGAGAAAUGAUGCUUAAUGUGCUAAAUAUUCCUCUUUUGCAAGAAAAUGCAAAGAACUUAAUUAUUUAUGAUUCUUCAGAAUUUUCUAUGCUACACGACUAUGGCUACGACAGAUACCUUGAACACGUAGUAAUUACCAAAUUCAAAAAUUUAAAGAGAUUGGUAUUUCACAAUUAUCAUACUACUUUGUUAAGAACUAUUCCUACAAAUAACCCAUAG